Molecule: messenger RNA, 3765 nt
Organism: Neltuma alba
Lineage: Eukaryota; Viridiplantae; Streptophyta; Magnoliopsida; Fabales; Fabaceae
Exons: 15
Coding region: 328-3375 (1015 amino acids)
Molecular function (GO): phosphatidylinositol binding
Source: RefSeq, a predicted model, not a curated record
GUGGAAGCAACUAGCGGGGCUUUUAUCACUUUUUGUGUUCUCCAAUAUUUCAGAGGGCGUCUUCUUAAAUAAAGACCAAAGUGACAAACAACAUUAUUGGAGAAGGCUGGCCUGAUCAAAUUCCAGUUGUUAUCUCUUCUGGGAAUUUAAAAAUUGUUUUUUGGAAAGCCCCAGCCUGAGGAAAAUCGAACCGAACCUAGACGCCCCGCGAUUAGCAUCGUUAUUCCCGAUUUGGAGUUCUAAUGUUUUCGCCUUGUGUUUGAAUCUGAAGCUGGGGAUUCGGUCUCGUUGGUGAAUCACACGGGAAAAUUGGAAGCUUUUCGAACAAUGAAGCCCCUGAAUACUAUAUAUGAUCUGAUUGAAGAGGCCAAGGUCCGAACAGUUUGGUGGGCCCUUUCUAUAUUCGCCAUUACGUAUUUCUUAACUCAUACAAGUAAGUCAAUGUGGAUGAAUGUACCCAUCUCAAUUCUACUUGUUUCUGCACUGCGCAUUCUUUUGAAUAAGGUGGAGUUCCGUUGGAAGGUUAAACCACCUAGGUCACAGACAUACUUAUCUCAUUUGGAGAAGAGACAAUUCUCUCCUAAUGAUCCACACCUCUCUACUCCACCUCCCCCUGCAAAAUGGAAGAGGAAAAUUGAUUCUCCAGUUGUGGAGGCUGCAGCUAGUGAUUUCAUUGAUAAAAUAUUGAAGGAUUUUGUCAUAGAUUUGUGGUACUCAGAUAUUACUCCAGAUCAAGAGUUUCCUCAGCACAUUCAUGCAAUUAUAAUGGAUGCUCUUGGUGAAAUAUCUGGAAGGCUUAAGGAGAUUAACCUUGUUGACUUGCUGACAAGGGAUAUAGUUGAUCUAGUAAGUGAUCACUUAGACCUUUUCAGAAGAAAUCAAGCUCUUAUAGGUGUUGAUGUUAUGUUAACCUUAUCUUCCGAGGAGAGGGAUGAACGAUUGAAGUACCAUCUCUUGAAUUCUAAGGAGCUUCAUCCUGCACUUGUAUCUCCUGAGAGUGAGUACAAGGUUCUUCAGAGACUAAUGGGUGGGGUAAUUGCUAUAGUACUCAGACAACGAGAAGCUCAAUGCCCUGUGAUUCGAUCUAUAGCUAGGGAAUUAUUAACUUGCUUGGUAAUACAACCUAUCAUGGAUUUGGCAAGCCCUGGGUAUAUUAAUGAACUGAUCGAAACCCUAGUGCUUAUCUUCAAUGAUGGGGGCGCACUUGGGGUGUUCAGUGAUCAAUCUUCUUACACGGCUAGUCAUCAUCAUGGGCGUUCUGCUGUUGCUGGGAUUAGUCAUGAUGGUAAUACAGCCUUGAGUCAGCAAGAUCCUUUGCAGGUCAGACAUGGUGAUUGGGCGCGAGGGUUAGAUGCCGCGACUCAGAGAAGAACUGAAGUUCUUAUGCCUGAGAAUCUUGAGAACAUGUGGACAAAAGGAAGGAACUACAGAAAGAAAGAGAUAAAAAAAAUGAAAGUAGGCUAUCAAGAUCUUCCUGCAAAGAGUCCUGUUAGAGAUAGCGUGGAGCCUGACGAAAAUUUGACUGUGGAAAAGUCAGCAAGUAAUCCUUUAAAGUAUGCAGUUCCAGAAGUGAAGUCUUCACUGCUGCCAAUGGGCACCUUGAGUUCAGAUCCGUUGAUAAAUUUUAGGAGCACAAAUGAGCCAGCGUCUUCUCAGAACCCUGUCAAGGGGUUAUUAUCUGAGGGAGAACAUCAAGUUGAUGAAGUGAAGGAUACUGAGGCUGUUGCUAAUAAAGGUCGGUUCAAGAAAUCCAACAGUACUUCUGACUUGGCAAUUCAACCACAGAAAGGGGGAGGGCCCAUAAUUUCAGAGUUCUUUACCCCUGAUUUUGGGAGGCCCGGUGAAGGAUUUCGGGGAAAGAGUGCUUCUGACAUGAUUGUUAGGAAAGAGGGGCAACUAUUUCCCAAGCUUCGGUGUCGGGUUAUGGGGGCAUAUUUUGAGAAACUUGGGUCCAAAUCUUUUGCUGUUUAUUCAAUUGCAGUGACAGAUGCACAAAACAGAACUUGGUUUGUGAAGAGAAGAUACAGGAAUUUUGAGCGAUUGCAUCGGCAUCUAAAAGAUAUUCCCAAUUACACACUACAUUUGCCUCCUAAAAGGAUAUUUUCUUCGAGCACAGAGGAUUCUUUUGUCCAUCAGCGUUGCAUUCAGCUUGAUAAAUACCUUCAGGAUCUCCUGUCAAUAGCUAAUGUUGCUGAACAACAUGAAGUAUGGGAUUUUUUGAGUGUUUCCUCAAAGAACUACUCAUUUGGGAAAUCUUCCUCAAUGAUGAAGACCCUGGCAGUCAAUGUGGAUGAUGCUGUGGAUGACAUUGUACGCCAAUUUAAAGGGGUCUCAGAUGGUUUAAUGAGAAAAGUAGUUGGUUCAACAUCUCCAACCAAUGAAAGUCCUUCAACGUCUAUCUCAUGGAAUUUGUCUUGGAAUUCAGAUGAAAUCGAUAAAAGUGUUCCUAGGCAAAAUAUGGCAGAUACUGUUCUAAGCUCUGACACUGAGGAAGGUGAGAAAAAUGCUGAUAUUGGCCCUGAGGGUGGUGAUGGAGAAGGAGUACAAUCUCAUGAAUGGCAUUCUGACAAUGAAUUGGGCUCAAAGGGUUAUCCCCCACGGGUGAUAAACCAAGCUGGAGUGUCUGGUAAAUUGGAUCAAGAGAGAAAACGUGGUUUGGUUGUUGAAGCCAGGUUUGGCAAGGACGUACCAGCUACAAAUUUCACCAUGAUUCCUAAUAAUUUGGAGGAUCCAGCAGCUGUGCCACCAGAGUGGACGCCACCAAAUGUGAGCGUGCCUAUUUUAAAUUUGGUUGACAAUGUUUUUCAGCUUAAGAAAAGAGGCUGGCUACGAAGACAGGUCUUUUGGAUAUCAAAGCAGAUACUACAGUUGGUGAUGGAAGAUGCAAUUGAUGAUUGGCUGUUGAGGCAGAUUAAUUUGCUCAGGCGGGAGGAAACUAUUGCCCACGGAAUUCGGUGGGUUCAAGAUGUGCUGUGGCCUGGCGGUACAUUUUUUACUAGAGUGGGGGCUCCUCAGAUGUCAACUGAUGACGAUGACAUGCAUAAAAACCUUUUUCAAACAAUGAGUGGAUUCAGUGGAAGCAAGAUCACUAAAUGUGGGUCAGGCUCCUUUGAGGAACAACUGGAGGCUGCUCGCAGGGCUAGUGCUGUCAAGAAACUGCUCUUUGAUGGAGCUCCAACUGCGUUGGUCAGCUUAAUUGGGCAAAAGCAGUACAGACGUUGUGCCAGAGACAUAUACUAUUUUAGUCAGUCUACUAUUUGCGUGAAGCAACUUGCUUAUGCAAUCCUCGAACUUCUACUCAUAUCAAUAUUCCCCGAGAUGCGGAAUCUAGUCUUGAGUGUUCAUGAGAGCAUGCGUGUUCACCAACCGGUAUAGACAUGUCAGAGUGGCCUGCAUAUGUUCUGGUGGAGAUCAUGGGACUUGGAAAGGUCAAGUCUUUGUUUGUGACAUGGGUUUUUCUUCACGGCUUUUGCCUGUUUGGUUUCUCUUUGAUAAGGUGUCAGGAGCAAUGUUUAAUGUGUUGUUUUUUUUUUUUCCAGCUCUCACUGUACAAAGUUUAGAUUUAGGUUCAUGUACAGGAAUACCUCUUUUUUCUUUUUGGCCCCUUUUUUGUGGAUUCAUCUUGCACUCUUUAGGCAUAACCAUGCCCUAGGGUGUUUGUAUUGAUGCUGACACGAUAAUUUAGUGUAGUGAAUAUUCUUUAUUCGUUCGACAUUGGGAUCUGUCUGUCUCGGGCAUUUUCUGAACAUUUAUUUUCGCUCUUAU